AUCACACUGAGAAGUGCUCCACUAUGCCCGACUCACCUGCGGAUGUGAAAACACUAUCCAGGUUAACUCCAACCACCAUGCCUCCUCCUCCUCCAACCACCCAGGGAGCCCCUCGAACCAGCUCCUUCACACCUACUACAUUAACCAACGGCAACAACAGCCACUCCCCCACAGCAUUAAAUGGAGCUCCCUCGCCACCCAACGGCUUCAGCAACGGGCCUAGCUCCUCAUCUUCCUCGCUGGCGAAUCAGCUGCUCCCUCUUGCGUGCGGUGCCCGGCAGCUCAGCAAGCUGAAACGCUUCCUCACAACUCUACAGCAGUUCGGCAACGACAUCUCACCCGAGAUCGGAGAACGCGUCCGCAUGCUGGUGCUGGGGCUGGUG
Messenger RNA from Oncorhynchus gorbuscha (pink salmon), 383 nucleotides. RefSeq names its product protein CBFA2T1-like. The record is from RefSeq and is a predicted model, not a curated record. The transcript is spliced from 2 exons. Gene Ontology annotation, cellular component: nucleus. Gene Ontology annotation, biological process: DNA-templated transcription; negative regulation of DNA-templated transcription. The annotation marks the transcript as partial. NCBI's taxonomy places the organism in Eukaryota, Metazoa, Chordata, Actinopteri, Salmoniformes, Salmonidae. Gene Ontology annotation, molecular function: transcription corepressor activity.